GUUGUACGGUAGUGACACAUGGGCAGUGAAGCAGGCAGAUCUUGACCGUUUAGAAAGGAAUGAUAAGAGAAUGCUUAGGUGAAUGUGUAACACCAGUCUGAGAGACAGAAAGAGUUCAGAUGAGCUAAGAAGCAGGCUAAGUAACCGUAGAAUUAAAGAUGUUAUCCAGAUAAGAAGAUUGAAUUGGCUGGGGCACUUAGAAAGAAUGGAGGAGGAUAAUUGGGUAAGGAAGUGUAGAGACUUGAUAGUUCUUGGGGCAAAGCCCAGAGGCAGACCGAGAAAGACUUGGCAGGAGGUUAUAAGGACAGACUUGAUACAGAGGAAGUUGGGUUUAGAUCUAACACAGUCUAAAUCAGAUUGGAAGAGGGUCAUUAAUAUACCCCGUCCAACCCAUGCUAGCAUGGAAAACGGACAUUAACCCUAUUCGGUCCGGAGUUUUUCCAACAUACUAUGACCGGGGGGCGGAUUCCGCCCCCCUCAAUAACUUUUCAUAGGAUUGUUGAAAUUGAAUCAAACUUGGCACACUUAUAGUACAUCAUAAAAGGAACAAAAUGGCGGCAAUAAAUUUUUGCUUGCGUCAGCACAUUUUCUGUGACGUCAUCAGAAGCUUGAAAAUUGUUAAAAAUACUACUAUCUGCUUAAAAUAUAAUUACUUUUGUUCUAGAGCGAAUUUUUACAUUCUGUUUGAAGUUUCUGUAAGCUAAAUAAAAUUUUUUUAACAUCUUCCGGUUUUUACAUGGAUUGAAUAAAAAAUUGUCAAAAAUUGCCCGAAAAUCCGUUUUUUCCCGAUUUUCGGGUAAAAUCCGACAAAAUUGGGAAAUCGGAUUAGUCAUGUGUCAAAAUUAUUCAAAAUGAUUCUUCUUGAUGAAGCAAAGUUGUGUUGCAAGUUUCAAGUUCUAAGGAUAAUCCUAACAGGAGUUAUUAUAUUUUCCCCAUUGUAAGGAUUUCAUAGAGAUUUUAGGGGUAGUUUCGAGUAAUAGCCAAUAUCAAAGCCUCUGAAAGGUAUGGGACCUAAACAUUUAGCAUGCAGGUCCCUAAUAGAUAAAUGUUGAAACUCAGUAAGUAUCAUAGCCAUAUAAGAAAGCAAUCAGUUAUUAAAAAAAACCGGAAAAUUAAAUGUCUGCCAUGAAAUUUGAUGAAAUUAAUUUUUAAGGAAUCUUUAAGACAAGAGCCAAUAAAGCGUGAUGGAAGACUUAACGAUUACAUUACUGUAUUUUUUGCGAUAUAACCUGCGGGUUAUAAGUUGAUUUUGAUCAUUUUGACUAACAAGGUGAAUCAAUAACGUUACGUUAGUAAGGCCACUUAAAAUUGAUUCUUUAUUCAUGGUAAAAAAAAUUUGCACUUAAAUUUAGAUUUUCCUAUAAAAAUGCGCAAUAACAUUAAGAGAACAUUAAAAUUGUUAAAAUUGUCUCACCUAGGUGCGGGUGAUAAUAUGGUGUGGGUUAUAUAAUAAGUUUUAUUAUUUUUUUGUCAUUUAUUGUGAAAUUCAAAGUAUAUGCACUUACUAAUGGCAGGAAACAGCCAUCGUGAAUGCCUUUGUAUUUGCACUGACGACGACAAAAAAAAUGCUGUUGUGACUUUUUUUCUAUGUUUUUCCAAUAAAUAAGUAAACAACAAAAAUUAUUACCUGAUUAUUGUCUUUUUUGACGCAGCAAUGUUAGUGGUUGUGUUCGUUUAAAUUAUCUCACGUUUGCAUGCAGCUAGGUUAGGGUUAUUUAGGCAACACUAUUUGAUUCUGACAAGCUGUUUUCGUGACACAAAAUCGUUGUUAAAAAUGUUUUUUUAUUAUGCUCAGUCCCACUAUAUAUAAUUGUAUAAGAAUGCCAUCAUUUUCCUUUUGUUGUCUAGUCUUAGUGCUAAACAAUUAACAAAUAUUAACUGAGUUAAGAGGUCAUCCCUCACUCUGCCUUACUUCUCAUCAUCCUUUAAUGCUUUUAAAAUCAGUGUACCAAAUUGUUUCCGUCUUUCUUUCAAAUGUUCAUUAGCAAAGUAUUUACGUUUUUCAAGUUUUUUGAAGUAUUACAGCAUACUUUGAGACUGAUAGUGUGGUCUUGCGCUAUUAUUUUGUGUUACAUUUUUUGUUGUUGCAAGAAUGUUGCUUUAUAUUGGUCGGUUGGAAACAGUGUCUCAAAUAAAAAUUAAAUCUUUAUUCUUAGGCACUCCAUUGUACAAUCCCUAAGGCCUUUUAACAAAACUAACACCUCAGGCUAAACAUAAAGUAUUAUAGUACUUUUAACCAGUAAAAACACUUUAGUCUUAUUAAAUUUCUAGACACAUUAUUUUAAAAUGUUCUCUGGUGACAAACAGAUAGUGGCUUUGAUAUGUCUAGAUUCAAGUAACAACAGCAAUGCUGCUUUGCAAUGGUAUCUGAAGAAGAUACAUAAACCUAAUAAUAUCAUUGGGAUUGUGCAUGUGUAUAUUCCUCCGUCAACACCAAGUUGUUAUUCUGGUGGGCUCUUGCCUUCUGUACAAGACAUUUUGCAGGAGAAUGAUGCUCUUGUUGGAUACUAUAGAGAUGUUUUAGCAUCACAUGGAAUUGUGGAUGCUAAGUUCUUUAUCGAACCAAUAAAUGAUUCUGUUGGUAAUACGAUCUGCAAAAUUGGUAAAGAUAAUAAUGCAUCAUUCAUACUUACUGGACAGCGUGGCGUCAGUACACUUCAACGCAAAGUAUUUGGUAGUGUGACAGAUUACAUAUUACACCAUGCCGAUCGGCCAGUACUUGUUGUACCACCACAAACAACAUAUAUAAAUUAAAUUUUUUACACCAACUUUGCCAGACUUUGUAUAUUUAGUAAAUUGAUAUGGGUUGUAUAUAACUAAUUUAAAUGAUAAAAUUUAAAAAAGAAAUACAAAAUAUAGUUGUGUAUGUGUAUGUAAGUUUGUAGUGGAUAUAUUUUUUUCUCUCGAUGCAUAUACAUAUAUAUAUACUUUUAACAGCAUAAGAAAAUAUUCAGAUUAGGGAACAAUACUUAGAAGUCUUUGAGGUUAUAUUUUAUCUGCACUUUCCUAAUACAUUUUUUAUGUAUUACGUAUUGUAUGUAUUUUAUGUAUUAUUUAUUAUGUAAAUGUUUUCUUUUUAAACUUUUAAAAUAUUGUAAUUUUAAUAGCAUUUUAUUUAAUCAAAAAGCACUAAGUAUGGGUGAGUUUCUUUUAGUAUACA
Molecule: messenger RNA, 3160 nt
Organism: Hydractinia symbiolongicarpus
Lineage: Eukaryota; Metazoa; Cnidaria; Hydrozoa; Anthoathecata; Hydractiniidae
Exons: 4
Coding region: 2287-2754 (155 amino acids)
Source: RefSeq, a predicted model, not a curated record